This is a messenger RNA of Lathyrus oleraceus (garden pea), 1023 nucleotides long. RefSeq lists its product as uncharacterized. The coding region runs from base 1 to 1023 and encodes 340 amino acids. The transcript is spliced from 3 exons. The record is from RefSeq and is a predicted model, not a curated record. Lineage: Eukaryota; Viridiplantae; Streptophyta; Magnoliopsida; Fabales; Fabaceae.
AUGUUGCAAACCUUGAAAGAGAAUAAGACGUACGCCAAGUUGUCUAAGUGUGGGUUCUGGAUGAAAGAAGUGAGUUUAUCAGGUCAUGUAAUUUCUAGUGGAGGUAUUGUUGUUGAUCCGUUGAAGGUUGACGCUGCAUUACAAUGGGAGACUCCGAAGUCUGUUACUGAGAUUAGAAGUUUUCUAGGUUUGGCUGGUGGUAUGAUGAUGCAAAACAGGCAGGUCAUGGCUUAUGCUUCUAUACAGUUGAAGAUUCACGAGAGGGAUUAUCCUACACAUGAUUUGCAAUUAGUUGCCGUUGUGUUUGUACUUAAGAUUCAGAGACAUUACAUGUUUGGAUCCAAAUUUAAAGUGUUUAGUUAUUAUAAGAGUUUGAAGUAUUUGUUCGACCAGAAAGAGUUGAAUAUGAGGAAAUUAUUGCAUAUGUCGAUGCCUAUGGUUCGAGAGUUGGAAUUGAUUGAGCAAUUCCAAGAUUUGAGUUUAGUAUGUGAAAUGACUCAUAACAACAUAAGAUUGGGCAUGUUGAAGUUGAUCAAUGGUAUUCUUGAAGAGAUCAUAGAAGGUAAGAAGAUCGACUUAGGAUUAGUUGAUCGGUUAAUGUCGAUUAAUCAGGGUAAAUAUGGUGAGUUCAAAAUUGAUGAGAAUGGUGUGAUAAGAUUCAAAGAUAGAGUUUGUGUACCACAUGUGCCUGUACUUAAGAAGAGUGUUCUUGAGAAAGGUCACACAAGUGGAUUGGGUAUUCAUCAUGGUGCUACUAAAAUGUAUCAAGACUUGAAGAAGUUGUUUUGGUGGCCUGGAAUGAAGAAGGAAAUUGUCCAGUUUGUGUAUGCUUAUUUAACUUGCCAGAAUCCAAAGAUUGAGCAUCAUAAGUCGUUGGGUCUGAUGCAACCGUUGUCUAUCCCUAAGUGGAAGUUGGAUAACAUUUCAAUGAACUUUGUGUCUGGGUUGCCGAAGACAGUGAAGAAUUGUGAUACCAUUUGGGUUGUUGUUGAUAGGUUGACUAAAUCGAUACAUUCAUUUUGA